AUGGUAUAUCUCAGGCUCCCAAAUACGCCUUUCACCAGAAGUAGACCCGGAUCAUUUUCUCUUUUUCGUUUCUCCAAGUCUAACGCAAGCCGUUUUUACAUGUCUCAAACGCUAGCACAGACAUAUUAUUGUAAUAUUGACGCCGAGCCAUUACACCGUUAUCAACCUGGCGGUUACCAUCCUCUUGCACUAGGCGAUGUUUUGAAGGAUGGCCGAUAUAAAAUUGUUCAUAAGUUAGGCUGGGGUGGUUAUUCCACUACAUGGGCCGCAAAAGACCAAGAGGAAGACGAAUAUGUUGCUAUUAAGGUUUCAGUCUCAGAGACGUGGCGUAGCCGAGAGCUUAGUGUCCUACAGGCUAUAUCUGUUCUUCCAGGACGCCAUUUCGAGAGUUCCCGAUUGAAUCGGAUGAUAGACUAUUUUACUCUUGUCGGUCCCAAUGGAACCCACGACUGUCUUGUGCUGGAACUUUUAGGUCCCAGCGUGGCAGAUGUCGUUGAAUCAUACUAUCGGGAUGACAGACUCCCAGCCAAGCUCGCGAAAUCCUUUGCAAAUCAGGCUUUACAAGGGCUUAAUGUCCUCACUCUGGUGAGCAGACGGGAUGGCAAGUCAUUGGCGGGCAAUGUCCCAUCCCAUAUUGUUCGGCCUGCUCAAUUCCGAAAGAGAGACAUCCUGCAGUCGUCUCCAUCAAUCAAAAUCAUCGAUUUUGGAGAGGCAUUCCUCACAACUAACGUCCCGAGCACACUACACACCCCGUUGCCUAUUUUUGAACUCGUCACUGGCCAGCCUCCAUUCGAUGUCACGAUGCUAACCCCGCCGCUCCUUGUUCAACAAAUGAUGGAAUUCGCCACUGAUAGCCUACCGUCACGGUGGCAGAUGAAAUGGCAAGCAAUGCAAGGGAAUUUGCUCUGUGAUGAUCACAGCUAUACUCUUCAGGAAUGGUUGGAAGAGGUUUAUUUCGAUAACAAUAAGCAAGCCGAAUUCACGAGGGAGGAUAUUGCGAAGGUGGGCAAGCUAAUCGGACGGAUGCUGAAGUUUGAACCAUCUUUUAGGGCCACGGCAAGCGAUGCUCUUUCUGAUACUUGGUUUGAACGAGGAUAA
Messenger RNA from Truncatella angustata, 1098 nucleotides. RefSeq names its product kinase-like domain-containing protein. The transcript has 4 exons. NCBI's taxonomy places the organism in Eukaryota, Fungi, Ascomycota, Sordariomycetes, Amphisphaeriales, Sporocadaceae. Bases 1 to 1098 code for a protein of 365 amino acids. The record is from RefSeq and is a predicted model, not a curated record. Gene Ontology annotation, biological process: spliceosomal complex assembly; protein phosphorylation; regulation of mRNA processing. Gene Ontology annotation, molecular function: protein kinase activity; ATP binding.